Messenger RNA from Zea mays, 1549 nucleotides. RefSeq lists its product as uncharacterized. The coding region runs from base 608 to 1342 and encodes 244 amino acids. Gene Ontology annotation, molecular function: RNA binding. The record is from RefSeq and is a predicted model, not a curated record. Lineage: Eukaryota; Viridiplantae; Streptophyta; Magnoliopsida; Poales; Poaceae. The transcript has 6 exons.
CCGAUCUCGAGGACGCCACGCCACUUUUAACCCCCCCACCCCCCCUUCUGUCGUGGUGCCUCGGCCCAAGUGCUAACGCCCAACUGCCAAGGCGGGGAGGGGGGAUCCGGUGCGCGCGCGCGCGGAAAUGAACACCGGCUGAUUAGUAGGUGGGAGAUCGAGGUCGCGCCCUUGCCCCACACGCCACUAAAGGCCGCGCCGACGGGCUCAUCAGGCGCUCUGGACGGGCUCGCUUCUGCCGCUCCGCGCUUGUGCGGUGGGUGAAGUGCUGCUGCUGGUGCGGGAAGCGUCGCCAAACGUGCAGACCUUGGUGGGGGAGCGAGGAGUCGAAACAAGGGUAAGGUAAGGCUCCUUCCUCGCUCUCCUUGUGCCCUGUAUUGCUGUCAUUUUUUUGGGUUCAUUUGUGGUUGCUUCGGUGGUGAUUUGCCUCCGGCGCAUCGGAUUUCUAUGCCGGUUAAUCGGUUUGUGCGAGGAGAGCCUGGAUCGAUCGGAUCGUCUGCCUAUUGUUCCUUUCUUUGUUGACUGGAUGCUUAAUUUAGUUGCUGAGGAUAUGGAUAUGAAGCCUGCUGGAUGAAUGGUUAAGGCUUUGUGAAGAAAUAUAUGAACCAUGAGUGAAACAGGGCACACUGUACAAGUCACUAACCUCUCGAGCAGAGUAUCUGAAAGUGAUCUUUAUGAGUUCUUUUCGUUCUCUGGCCCUAUUGAACAUGUUGAACUUAUCAGAUCAGGAGAAUACGGUGCUACUGCUUAUGUGACAUUCAAGGAGCGCUUUGCCUUGGAAACUGCGGUAUUGCUCAGUGGGGCUACUAUUGUGGAUCAGCCGGUAUGCAUAACUUAUUGGGGACAACCUGAGGAGACUUUUAAUUUCUGGGACAGGCCAACUUGGGAGGUUGAAGAGGAAAUUGAAUACACGAGUUAUCAAUCAUGCCAGUACAACACUACUCCGCAGGAAGCUCUUACAGUGGCUCAAGAUAUCGUGAAGACGAUGCUAGCAAAGGGGUACGUGCUCAGCAAGGACGCUUUGGCUAAGGCUAGAGCCUUUGAUGAGUCCCGCGGAUUAACAGCUGCAGCUGCAGCCAAGGCUGCAGAGCUGAGCAAGAGAAUUGGUUUAACUGACAGGGUCAGUGCUGGUGUCGGUGCAAUGCGAUCGGUCGAUGAGACAUAUCGCGUAACGGAGACGACCAAGACGGUAGCUACUGCCACUGGAAGAACUGCAGCUAAGGUGGUAAAUGGUAUCGUCACCAGCAGCUACUUCUCUGCAGGAGCCAUGAUGUUGUCUGAUGCUCUUACUAGGGCUGCCAAGGCCGCGGCUGAUCUGGCCGCUCAUGGCAGACAGAGUUAAGUGAAAAACAAAACAUACAAUCCAUCCUUUUUCAGUUACUAAACAUGAGGACGAACACCUUAAUAGGAUGCUUGAAGUGUUGUUGUUCGAUGUAUAUUUAUAACAGACAACAUUGUUGAUUUGUUGUAUAAAUUAAAAGGAGACGUACACUGCGUUUGCACUAAUAAGUUUGAUUAUUGCAAAUGGAGUCGAGUGAUCGUGCAGUCA